GUUGGCUGGCUGUCUCCAGACCAUGCCGGUUCCCACCAUGAAGGCCGUCAUGUCCAACAUGGUGCCGCAAACACAACAGGGCAGCCUGUUUGCCCUUAUUGCCUGUAUGGAGAGCCUGGCCGGGGUGUUUUUUAUCCCCGUGUGGAACAGUGUGUUUGGAACAACCGUGUUCUUCAUGCCGGGGCUGGUGUUCCUGUGCUUCGCUGGGACACUCAUCAUCCAGUCUGCGCUCAUUAGUGUUGUGCAGUGCCACAAGCGGCCGACUACCUACGAAGUCUUGGAGGACGAUAACGAUCAUAUCAACUAAUGAAGCAAAUCUGUGCCUAAAUGAUAAAUAUAUAAAAUGAUAAUUAUCUUACACCACAGAUGAAGAAAACGUUAAUGGAUGAAGAAAAGGUACACAUGGGAAAACUAAGGGAUAGAAAAUAAAAUAUGAUAUAAAUAUGAAUGAUAUAGUUGAUAUAACAAUAUAUUGAAU
This is a messenger RNA of Branchiostoma floridae (Florida lancelet), 478 nucleotides long. Its product is annotated as solute carrier family 46 member 3-like. Gene Ontology annotation, biological process: transmembrane transport. Gene Ontology annotation, cellular component: membrane. NCBI's taxonomy places the organism in Eukaryota, Metazoa, Chordata, Leptocardii, Amphioxiformes, Branchiostomatidae. Gene Ontology annotation, molecular function: transmembrane transporter activity. The record is from RefSeq and is a predicted model, not a curated record. The transcript has 3 exons. Bases 23 to 307 code for a protein of 94 amino acids.